AUGGUUGCUGUUGAAGGUUUGUCUUCUGAUAUAUCAGAUGAAGAACAAAAAGACCAUAAAGAAUUUAAAUAUAAAGAAAAGAAAAUUUCAUUCUUAAAAGAGCUAAAAGUUAUAACUCGAAGCCAAAAAGGAAAACUGCAACAAAAGCUUUAUUAUAGUAUGUCAGAAUUUCUAGAAUGUGUCAAGAAAAAUAUGGUGACAUUUGCAAAUUCUACCUUGGAUAUCUGA
Funneliformis geosporum is the source of this 228-nucleotide messenger RNA. The record is from the annotation of a GenBank genome assembly. NCBI's taxonomy places the organism in Eukaryota, Fungi, Glomeromycota, Glomeromycetes, Glomerales, Glomeraceae.